This is a messenger RNA of Gongylonema pulchrum, 363 nucleotides long. The record is from the annotation of a GenBank genome assembly. NCBI's taxonomy places the organism in Eukaryota, Metazoa, Nematoda, Chromadorea, Rhabditida, Gongylonematidae.
AUGGAUUUGGAAAUUAUCCUGGAUGCAUCCACUAGUCGUCAGCAAGUAUUUGAGCAUCAACGUGAGCUGGCACUUUCGCUGAUCGAACGCUUACCUAUUGAUGCUGACGCAACUCAUGUUGCUGUUGGGAUUAAUUCAUUUACUUCGGUACCAACACUGCGCCAAACGCUUGGUCUGGGAAGAGAUAAACAGGUUAGAACUUUGCAGUGGUAUUUUCUGUUAGAUUUACAUUGCCUCAGUGCAUCAAAAGCACCUCUUUACCUCUUUCCUCUGCUAAGGGAAAUUUACAUGGUGCGUCACGCCAUCGAAGACAUAAAGUAUAACGGAGGAAGUACUUUUACGGCUCAAGCGGUCGAAUUGUCU